Molecule: messenger RNA, 1755 nt
Organism: Oreochromis aureus
Lineage: Eukaryota; Metazoa; Chordata; Actinopteri; Cichliformes; Cichlidae
Product: CD209 antigen-like protein C
Exons: 6
Coding region: 187-774 (195 amino acids)
Source: RefSeq, a predicted model, not a curated record
ACUGAGAGCUGGAGAAAGAUACGAAAGACAGGACAGGAGAGGAAGAAGAGAUUUAAAGGUCCUGAAUUUGUAAAGAAGAGUUCCUGCAGAGCUGCUGUGAUUCUUCUGAGUCUGCUGUGUCUUUUCCUCCUGAUUGGACUCAUAACUGUGGUUUUUCUUUUCACCCAAGGCAAAUCUCAGUGGGAAAUGGAGACAGAGAUAAUACACGAGCUGUACGACAACGUGACCAGUGAGAGAAACCAGUUACAGACCAGUUACAACAUCCUGACAACCAAACAAGACCAAUUACAGACAAGUUACAACAAUCUGGUUAAAGAGAGAGACCAGCUCCAGAAAAGAUUGGAAGACCUGACCACCAACAGAGACGACCUUCAGAGAAAGCUUCAAUAUUGCCGAGAAAAUUGGGUAGUUUUCAGUAAUAGUUUGUACCAAGUGUCUUCAGAGAAGAAAUCCUGGCAAGAAAGCAGACAAGACUGUCUUCAAAAAGGUGCACACCUGAUGAUUAUCAACAGUCAAGAGGAACAGAACUUUGUGAACCAGUUCAAGAAGAAUUUGUGGAUUGGACUGACUGACUCACAGACAGAGGGGACAUGGAAAUGGGUGGAUGGGACUCGAACGAGCACAAGCUACUGGAAUCGGAGGAAUGGUGAGCCAAAUGGUGGCACACAGCAAAAUUGUGGAGAGAUAGAUAAUUACAAUGCAGAAGACAGCUGGAAUGAUGCACCAUGUUCCAAUAGACAAUUCUGGAUAUGUGAGAAGAGAGUUUCUCCAUAACUUAACAUCCACACCCAACAAAUACUGCAGAACACAGAGCCAUGAAAUGAACUGCUGAAAUGAAGCUGAACAGAAAGCAGUGGACACUUACAGUGGAUAAAAUAAAUAUUGAACACGUCACCAAAUUUCUGAGUAAACAUAUUUCUAAAGGUAUUAUUGAAAUAAAAUUGUGUCAGUAACAACCCAUCCAAUCCAUACAUGCAAGGAAAUCAAACCAUAGAUGUCUGUAAAUUAAGUCAUGUGUAAUAAUGAAAAAUGACACAGGGAAAAGUUAUUGAACCCAUGAAUUGAACACCAGGUGAACUCUAUCAGUAAUAAGAAAGUAAUCCUGCUACUUAGUGCAAAUUAACAUCAGCUGCUUCAGUCUAUAAAAAGGGCUAUAAAAAGCUGUGUCAUUUCCGAGGUUUCACAUGAGAAACAUCUCACGAUGGGUAAAACCAAUGAGCUCUCUUGAGACUGUUGCAACAUCUCUGCCACUUCUGACUUCUUCAUUCUGUACCACAUUUCCUCUCUUGGCACCCUAAAUAUUCAUUCUCUAGAUCCACAAAGACAUUUAUGCAGUACUGAUCUGGUGGGGGCGUAGUUCAUACUUCAUCACUGUCCUCAUAAAUGUCUUGCAGAUACAUCUCUGCCACCCAGGAGUUACUUAUGUAAUACCCCAGUUCCUCUUUUGAUUCUCAGAAUAAAUGACUGUUUUUUCUCUUGUAGCAAAGGUGCACAGCAAAAACUGUGGCUGAAGAUGUGCUCUCAUUUAACAUGAAGUUUUAUUUGAUAUUUUUUUCACUUACAACCAAUGUAUUGUUAAAUAAGUUAAAGCAUUUUGUUGUUUAAUAUCAUGCUAAAGGAUAUUUCAGCUUGCAGUCUGAGGGGGGCAGGGAUCAGACUAUUUAUCUGCUGUACUCUGUUUUUCUUGUAUAAACAGCUUUGCAAUCCAAAAAUGUAUAAUGUUAUUUGUUUAGGUAACAAUAAUUAAAUAAUUAA